Eruca vesicaria subsp. sativa (arugula) is the source of this 741-nucleotide messenger RNA. Lineage: Eukaryota; Viridiplantae; Streptophyta; Magnoliopsida; Brassicales; Brassicaceae. The record is from the annotation of a GenBank genome assembly.
AUGGAGGAAGAAAACUGGGAAGCGUCCUCUUCAAGCGAAAACGAAGCUGGUUUUGCAGUCGAUGACGACGAAGAAUUUCAUUCAGGACCCAAGUUACAAUUCAGAGUUGGUUCUUCAAAGGCUCGCUGGGUUAGAGAACUAGGAAUGGCUGAAGUUGAGGUUAAAAGAGGGAAGCUUUGGACAACAACUGGAAUCAUACGUAGUGGAAAGACAUACUGUUUCAUAGAAGAGGCUUUGUAUUUGAGUGAAAUAGGAGAGUUGCAGAUCUUGGGUAAUGAAGAUGAUGAUGUGGUGAUCCCAUUGAAGGGCUUGUAUGAGAUGAUUGCAGAGGAAAAGAACGGUUGCUGUUGGGAAGAAUAUGAGGUUUAUAGGUACUUGAAGGGUCUUGGUUACAUCUUAGGCAGGCAUGGAGUUCCUUGGACGUCGAAGGGUGCUGCCAUUAUGACAGAGUCAGUUUGUGCCGGUGAAGGCGAGGAUAGUGUCACUAAACUCUUGGGAGAUAUGCAGAUAUGUGAUGCAAGAGCGGUGUUUGACGUGUAUUUGCCAAACAGCCGGUUCAAGAAGUCUUCUCCUGGUGAACCUAGCUUUGUUGCUUGCUUAUCAGGGGACUCUCCACCAAGCAAAGAAGAUGUUAGAGUCCUGCAAAGCCGCAUAGUUGCACCGUUGAGGUUCUGUCAUAUAGCUCAGGGCCGUGUUAGUUUCUUUUCAUUCAGUUCCAUAAACCUCCUUGUCUUACCAUAA